AAAAAAAAAAAAAAAAAAAAAAAAAAGAGCAAAGCGACGUCAGGAGGUGCUGCGAAAACAACCUGAAAAUGGGGUGAAAAAGGUGAGAAACGGCGCCGAGAGACGCUGAGAAAUAACAGGUGGGAGAGAGGCACGGCGACGUGGGAAAGGCAGAAAAAAAGGAGCAGAAAACGCUGAGAAAGGUGUGGAAAAGGCACGGAAUUGUGUGGAAAACACUGAAAAAGGUGUGGAAGAGGCAGGAAACGGCGUGGAAAAAGGUGAAAGGCUGGGGAAAAUGGUUCCCAAAACGACGUUUUUUGGUGGGUGUGAAGUGGAAGUGCUGAGAUUUUCCUCCCCGAAAGGAGCCAGGUUUGGAUCAGUGCUGUGAUGGCCUCCUGAAAAUGGGCUUUUGGGACGGAGCUGAGCUGAAAUGAUGGCAUUUUUGGGGAACUGAUGGCAGCACUGAUGGAAUUUGAGGACUCUGCGGCGCUGGGAAAUGUGGAAAUUUGGAACUGUUGUCAUCCGAUGCCUUUUUGGGGAUGAUCUCCUGUAGGUGGUGCCUGGCAGUGCCACCCCAGGGUGAUUUUGGGGCCGUUUUCACCACUUUUCUUCAAUUUCUUCAGGAUAAACCCCUUGUCUGGAUCCUUUAGAGUCCACGUUUCUCAACAGGGGGGAAAUUUGGGGCCGUUUUCACCACUUUUCCUCAAUUUCUUCAGGAUAAACCCCUUGUCUGGAUCCUUUGGGGUCCACGUUUCUCAACAGGGGGGAAAUUUGGGGCCGUUUUCACCACUUUUCCUCAAUUUCUUCAGGAUAAACCCCUUGUCUGGGUCCUUUGGGGUCCACGUUUCUCAACAGGGGGGAAAUUUGGGGCCGUUUUCACCACUUUUCCUCAAUUUCUUCAGGAUAAACCCCUUGUCUGGAUCCUUUACAGUCCACAUUUCUCAACAGGGGGGAAAUUUGGGGCCGUUUUCACCACUUUUCUUCAAUUUCUUCAGGAUAAACCCCUUGUCUGGAUCCUUUGGGAUCCACGUUUCUCAACAGGGGGGAAAUUUGGGGCCGUUUUCACCACUUUUCCUCAAUUUCUUCAGGAUAAACCCCUUGUCUGGAUCCUUUACAGUCCACAUUUCUCAACAGGGGGGAAAUUUGGGGCCAUUUUCACCACUUUUCCUCAAUUUCUUCAGGAUAAACCCCUUGUCUGGAUCCUUUGGGGUCCACGUUUCUCAACAGGGGGGAAAUUUGGGGCAUUUGCUUUGAAAAUUUGCUCUGUGACACUUCGUGGUGGUGGGGUUUUUUCCUCCAAAUUCCAACGUUUUCAGCAAAUUCUGUCGCUCCUCAUCCCAGGACACACCAUGGAUCACCCUGUGUUGUAAAGGAUGGCACCCAGACCACAAAAUCGCCACGAUUUCACCCUCCUCCCCCCCACCAAAAAAAAAAGAAAAAAAAGAAAAUCCGAAAUAUUUGCAUUUUUUUUCAUUUCCACCAAUUUGGGGAGCGGUUUUGCUCCGAUAACCAUGACCUUCACACCUCAUUUUUGAGUUGAAACGAUGCAUUUUUUUGCUAGCCUGUGCUCAUCUGCUUUUUUUCUUUCCCCUCCCAUCAAAACGACGUAUUUUUUUUUUCCUAAAAAGCCAUUUCUGGGCAUUCUCAUGGCCCGUUGGUUCCCAAUAGGUUGCGUUGUGACCUCUGCUUGAUCACCAACAUCUAAUUUUCCACUGAGACCGCUGACAGCAGUCACAUUUUUUUCUAUUCCAAACAUUCCUUCAUCCCCUUUGGUCCCGGUGGUGAACACAGCUUCAUUUUGCCAAUCUUUGGCAAUGUUUUUUUGAACAAAAGGGACAUUUUCAACCCCAAAAAAGAGUUGGAGCUUCCCUGAGAAAUCCCAAUCCUCGCCGAUCCUGCAGCGAAUCCCAUGGGGGUGAUGUCAGAACCCCUCGUUUUGCAGCAUCCACCAAUCUGCCAUUUCCCACCCCCAUUUCCACCAGUCUCUAAAAUGAGCCUCGUUCCUCUCCAGGGAGACAUUUUUCUCUAAAAAACCACCAGAAUGGGCAAACUACUCAACGUUGCUCGGCGCCUACAGCAAAUCCACGGCGAAGGCAUCUCUCCUUACGCUGGCCCCAGAUGAGGGUACAUUGAGCUUAAUUAAUUCCAGUUUUUUAGCCUGAUUUAAUCAGGCUAAUUUACAGCGAGUGCAGGAUGAUGCUCCUGGAAGUGGCUUGACGUGAAAAUUGGGCUUGAAUGUUUUGGGCAUUUUUUUAGGGAAUUAAGUGAAUAUCACAACCCAAGCGAUGCUCGCAUUGUGGCUUAACUGAAAUUAUUCCUUUUCAUAGAGAUUUGAAGCAUCAAGUUGAGCUUCAAACAGGAAGAUGUCGUGAUGUUGGCAAGAGAAUAAAGAGAGGGGGGUCCUGUCCUCCUAAUGCUGUCGUUUGGCUUCCAGGUGAGACCCCAAAUCCCCACGAUGGCGUCACCGGCCGUCAGCCCCGACUCGUCGUCCCAUGAAGGCCUCUCCUCUGUCAACUCGGCCCCGGCGUGUUCGCCCACCUCUGACUCUGAGAACCUCAGCCCCGACGAGUUGGAGCUGCUGGCCAAGCUGGAGGAGCAAAACAGGCUGCUGGAGGCUGACUCCAAGUCGAUGCGCUCCAUGAACGGCUCGCGGAGGAACAGCGGCUCCUCGUUGGUCUCCAGCUCCUCGGCCUCCUCCAACCUCAGCCACCUGGAAGAGGACACCUGGAUCCUCUGGGGCCGCAUCGUCAACGAGUGGGACGAGUGGAGGAAGAAGAAGGAGAAGCUGCUGAAGGAGCUCAUCCGCAAAGGGAUCCCCCACCAUUUCCGUGCCAUCGUGUGGCAGCUGCUCUGCAGUGCCACCGACAUGCCCGUCAAAAACCAAUACUCAGAGCUGCUCAAGAUGUCCUCCCCCUGCGAGAAGCUCAUCCGCAGGGACAUCGCCCGCACCUACCCGGAGCACGAGUUCUUCAAGGGACAGGACAGCCUGGGCCAAGAGGUGCUCUUCAACGUCAUGAAGGCCUAUUCACUGGUGGACCGGGAGGUUGGGUACUGCCAAGGCAGCGCCUUCAUCGUGGGACUGCUGCUCAUGCAGAUGCCUGAGGAAGAGGCCUUCUGUGUGUUUGUGAGGCUGAUGCAGGAGUACCGCCUGCGGGAGCUCUUCAAACCCAGCAUGGCCGAGCUGGGGCUCUGCAUCUACCAGUUUGAGUACAUGCUGCAGGAGCAGCUGCCAGAGCUGAACAUCCACUUCCGCUCGCAGAGCUUCCUCACCUCCAUGUAUGCUUCCUCGUGGUUCCUCACCCUCUUCCUCACCACCUUCCCUCUGCCCGUGGCCACACGUGUCUUCGACAUCUUUAUGUACGAGGGUCUGGAGAUUGUCUUCCGUGUGGGGAUGGCGUUGCUGCAGUUCAACCAGGCUGAGCUGGUCCAGCUGGACAUGGAGGGCAUGUCCCAGGUAAGGUUGGGGUGGCACCCCCGUGUCCUGCAGAGGAACAGCCUGCUGCCAGAUGAGGACAACGUGGUGAGGCUGCAGGAGGAGCUGCAGGCGCUGGCGCUGCGCGAGGCUGAGGCCGUCAAAUCGCUGACGGAGCUGCAGCAGCAGGUGAAGGAGCUCAGUGACAGCUGGCAGGUGAGGCCACCUGAGUCCCCUCCUGGAUUCCUGGGUCCCUUCACAUCCGCCUGGGUCCCGCCCGUGUCACCAGGUCCCACUGGGUCCCUUCACACAACCCGUGUUGUCUGGGUCCCUUCUCCAGGUGUUUGGGGUCCUCUCUUGGACACCUCCAUCCCCUUCGUGGCCACCUGGGUGCUGUCUCUGCCAUCUUGGUCCCCUCUUGGCCACUUCAGUCCUUCGUUCCACUGCCUGGAUCCCCUCCUGGGCACCUGGGUCUCUUAUUCUGACAUCUGGGUCCUUCAUCCCAAUACCUGUGUCCUUUGUCCUCUCCCCAAGGUCUCAUCCUGGCCACCUGAAUCCCUCAUCCCAAUGUCUGGGCCCCUCAUCCCAAUGUCUGGGUCCUUCGUUCUGUCACCAAAGUCCUCUCCUGGCCACCUGAAUCCCUUCUCCCAGUGCCUGGAUCCCCUCCUGGACACCUGGGUCUCUUCUUCUGACAUCUGGGUCCUUCAUCCCAAUACUUGGGUCCUUUGUCCUGUCCCCAAGGUCCCAUCCUGGCCACCUGAAUCCCUCAUCCCAAUGUCUGGGCCCCUUAUCCCAAUGUCUGGGUGCCUCAUCCCAAUGUCUGGGUCCUUCAUUCUGUCACCAAAGUCCUCUCCUGGCCACCUGAAUCCCUUCUCCCAGUGCCUGGAUCCCCUCCUGGGCACCUGGGUCUCUUCUUCUGACAUCUGGGUCCUUCAUCCCAAUACUUGGGUCCUUUGUCCUGUCCCCAAAGUCUCAUCCUGGCCACCUGGAUCCCUCAUCCCAAUGUCUGGGUGUCUCAUCCCAAUGUCUGGGUGCCUCAUCCCAAUGUCUGGGUCCCUCGUUCUGUCACCAAAGUCCUCUCCUGGCCACCUGAAUCCCUUCUCCCAAUGCCUGGAUCCACUUCUGGACACCUGGUCUGGAUCCCUCAUCCAGAUGUCUGAAUCCCUCAUCCCAAAGUUUGGGUCCCUCAUCCCAGUGUCUGGGUCCCUCAUCCCAACGUCUGAAUCCUUCAUCCCAAAGUCUGGAUCCCUCAUCCAGAUGUCUGAAUCCCUCAUCCCAGUGUCUGGAACUGGGAGGGCUGGGGGUGUGGGUGCUGAACUGGGGGUGUGGGUGCCGUACUGUGGGGCUGAACUGGGAGAACUGGGAGUAGCGUGGGUGCUGAACUGGGCUUCUGUGCUGCUGAACUGGAGGUGCAGCGCUGGGCGCAGCGGGGCUGGGAGGAGCGACCCAGGAGGUGACAGCAGGGCUGCUCAUCCCCCCCAAAUUCCUCCACCCUCAAUUCCUCCACCCCCAAUUCCUCCUCCCCCAAUUCUUCCCCCACCCCAGGGUCAGAUCCAGCGCACGGUGCUGGGCCGAGCGGAGCAGACGUGCGCAGGGCUGCGGGAGCAGCUCCGCCUGGCGGCGGCGCAGAGCAAAGGGCUGCAGGCGCAGCUGAGCGAGAGCCACCGUAAGCACGCCGAGGCUCAGUGCAAGAGCAAGGAGGAGGUGAUGGCGGUGCGGCUGCGUGAGGCCGACAGCAUGGCGGCCCUGGCUGAGAUGCGACAGCGUGUGGCUGAGCUGGAGAUCCAGAGGGAGGAGGGCAUGAUCCAGGGGCAGCUCAACCACUCGGACGCCGCUCAGUACAUCCGCCAGCUCAAGGACCACAUCGACGAGCUCAAGGCUGAGAUCCGGCUGCUGCGGGGUCCGUUGUCCUUCGGGGCGGUGGGGCUGGGGACGCGCCUUGGGGACGAGGACUCGUUGGGUUCCUCCGACGAGGAGCUGCCACCCUUUGCUCUGCCCCACGGGGACAUCGGAGACCUCGGGGACCUCGGGGACAUGGGGGACAGCAGCGACAGCGAAACCGAGGGGGCACCCACGGCACCGUGACCCUACGGGGGACUUCGGGGACGUGGGGGACACCGGAGGCACCGAGACCCACGGGGACGUGGGGGAACUUUGGGGACAUUGGGGGGACGUCGGGGACGUCGGAUUGUGGGGGGGUACCUAAGGGACCCUCGGGGCCACCCAGGGGGACACUGAGGACACGGUGAGGGGACCCAGGAGGCACCGAGGGACAGGGACGCCCACCGGCCCCACAGCACCCAUGGGGCACCCGUGGGACGCAGGGAACCCUUAGGGACAUCCCUAAGUGGCACCAGGGGGACAAUGAGGGACACGCAGGGGACGGUAAGGGACAUCCAUGGGCCCCUUUGGGAUCCCACAGGGCACCCAAGGGACACCCGUGGCACCCAGAUGACCCUUAUGGGACCUACGGGGACACCGAGGGGCACUUAUGGCAUCCAGGGACAUCCAUAGGUGCUGUGGCACCCAAAGGACCCCGAGGGACACCUGUGGGGACCCUGGGACACAGAGGGACACCCAUAGGACCCUGGGGACAGGGAGGGACAUCCAUAAUCCGCGUGGCACCCAAAGGACAAUAAGGGACACCCAGGGGACCCUUCAGGGACACACAUAGGGUCCCAAGGGACAUCCAUGGGCCCCACAGCACCCAGGGGACAAUGAGGGGACACUAAGGGACAUCCAUGGGCCCCACAGCACCCAGGGGGCACUGAGGGACACCCAUAGGUGCCAUGUCACACAAGGGACACCUAUAGGUCCCAAGGGACACUGAGGGACACCCAUGGGUCUGAUGGCACCAAGGGGACACUGAGGGACACCCAUAGAUGCCAUGGCACCCAGGGGACACCCAUGGGUCUCAGGGGACACUGAGGGACACCUGUGGGUCUGAUGGCACCAAGGGGACACCUAUAGGACCCAGGGGACACUGAGGGACACCCAUAGGUGCCAUGUCACACAAGGGACACUCAGGGGCCCCAGGGGACAUCAAGGGACACCCAUAGGUCUGAUGACACCAAGGGGACACUAAGGGACACCCAUAGGUGCCAUGGCACCCAAAGGACAACUAUAGACCCCAGGGGACACUGAGGGGCACCCAUGUCACCCAAGGGACACUCAGGGGCCCCAGGGGACAUCAAGGGACACACAUAGGUUCUAUGGCAUCCAGGGGACACCCAUGGGUCCCAGGGGACACUGAGGGACACCCAUAGGUGCCACAGCACCCAGGGGACACCCAUGGGUCUCAGGGGACACCGAGGGACACCCGUGGGUCUGAUGGCACCCAAGGGACACCUAUAGGUCCCAGGGGACACCGAGGGACACCCAUAGGUGCCAUGUCACACAAGGGACACUCAGGUCCCAGGGGACACUAAGGGGGCAUCAAGGGACACCCAUAGGUGCCAUGGCACCCAGGGGACACCUAUAGGCCCCAGGGGACAGUAAGGACACCCGUGGGUCUGAUGGCACCCAAGGGACACCUAUAGACCCCAGGGGACACUAAGGGACACCCAUAGGUCCCAUGGCACCCAAGGGGCACCUAUAGGUCCCAGGGGACACUAAGGGACACCCAUAACUCUGAUGGCACUAAGGGGCUAUCAAGGGACACCCAUGGGUGCCAUGGCACCCAAGGGACAACCAUAGGUCCCAGAGGACACUGAGGGACACCCAUAGGUGCCACGGCACCCAGUGGACACAUAUAGAACCCAGGGGACACUGAGGGACACCCAUAGGUGCCAUGUCACCUAAGGGACACUCACAGGUCCCAGGGGACACUAAGGGACACCCAUAAGUCUGAUGGCACUAAGGGGGCAUCAAGGGACACCCAUAGGUGCCAUGGCACCCAAGGGACACCUAUAGACCCCAG
Molecule: messenger RNA, 7310 nt
Organism: Phasianus colchicus (ring-necked pheasant)
Lineage: Eukaryota; Metazoa; Chordata; Aves; Galliformes; Phasianidae
Source: RefSeq, a predicted model, not a curated record